CGUUAUAUCUACCGAACGUGGGUGCAAUACUGCGUGUAGCGUCGAAAGCACGACAUCGGGCACCGAGUAAUUCCACGGUGUCGAUUUUGGCUCGCUCGACGCACACCGGCCGGAAUGUAUCUGUUAGAAUCAACCUCUCACCCGCCCCGAGGAAUAUCCAGAAAAAGGAAUCUCCUAGCGUUCGGAAUUAUUCUGAUCUGUUGCCAUGCCUGGGCGAUUGAGACAGACGAUAAUUUUGUAGGGACCGCGUUUAAAACACACUUAGAAAAAGAUCUCGAUCAGAACUUAAGGUCCUUGCGAAAAGGAGGCUCAGGAAUUCCGGAUCCGUUCAUCAAGGACAAGAUAUCCUUCGAGCUUGAUGCGGGUAUAAUAAAGUUUUAUGGGCUUCUCUCGAAUGUCAAUGUGACUGGCUUGUCCACCAAAAUAGUCAACCGUGCUGAUAUCAGACCAUUAGAAUUGCGGGCCGAAGUGAACUUGACUUGGCCGUUAGUCAAUGCACGUACUGGUAAUUAUGGUAUAAACGGUAGCGUUGUUUGCUUCCCACUCAAUGGAAAAGGAGAGAUGAAUGCAACCGUGCGUAACUUCACAUUUACAAUUGACACAACGUUAAAAUUAAAGGGUCUUCAACAUAUUCAAAUUAAAAGUAUGAAAAUGGAACUUUCCUUGAGAGCAUUAGAACUUCACGUGACAGGUCUCAUCAACGACCAGAUAUCUGAGGCAUUGAGCAAGAUGAUCUCCAACUUGGUGUCUAAACUCAUCAAUAAUUACCAAAAAAUAAUUGGAGAAAACACUAUUAAUUUAAUCGUCAUGAAUAGAAUCAACAAUUAUCUGUUAACUGUAACGAUCAUCGAGCUGAUGAAAAAACUAGGUGAUCUAGGUAUUCUCUAGAGUUCAGUUUUAUAGUUGUUCGACUAUUGUUAUUAUAUUGUAAUUCAUUAGUACUGGAUUUUAUUAAUUAGAAUCAGUGUAGAUGCGAUGGAGAUAUAGAUUUAAGCCUUUGAGUCCGAUCAGAAUUCUAGUUUUAUUCAAGUAUACAUAUGUUUUAAUUUUUAUACGAGAAUACGUCCGUGCGCGUCAGUGUUUUCCAGCCGAAUCGUUACAUGUUCUCUCGCGAUCGGUCAUCUGACUUGUCUUUCGAGAGCUUGCUUUGUCUUACCACUGUUCGUACAAAUACAUUUAAAUUUUAAAGCUC
Wasmannia auropunctata (little fire ant) is the source of this 1192-nucleotide messenger RNA. RefSeq lists its product as uncharacterized. The transcript is spliced from 6 exons. Bases 115 to 888 code for a protein of 257 amino acids. The record is from RefSeq and is a predicted model, not a curated record. Lineage: Eukaryota; Metazoa; Arthropoda; Insecta; Hymenoptera; Formicidae.